AGGAGGGGUGGGUGGGAGGCGGUGCUAUCGCGCGUCUCCGCGUGCGGGCAGGGAGCCCUUCCCCUUCCCUUCUCUUCCUUUCCCUUCCCCGGGCCUCCCCCAACGCCUCCCCCUGCCCCGCGUCCCUCGCAGGGCGCCGGGCCGGCGCGGGGGUCUGCGAGCAGCGCAGGGAGGGAGGGAGGGAGGCGGGGAGGGAGCGGGGAGAGAGAGAGAAAGAGAAAGAGAGAGGCUGAGCCAGAUCUUCAUGCCACUGCAGGCAGCAGCAGCAGCAGCAAAACUUCUGAAGGUUUGCAGAACAUAGCAAGAGAACCACCAAGAAGGCUAUUGCAGUAUUAUAAAUAUCCUUCAGUGAAGAUUAUUGGCAAUAUGUAUCAAUCUGUAUCUGAAACCAGCCACCCUUUGCAAACAGAGGAACAAGAAGUAGGCAUUGAUCCCUUGCAGAGUUACUUGAACAAAACAGAGGAAGGAGGAUCAAAUGAGAAUGGAAGCACACAGCACACCUCAGAUUCUGCUGGAACAUUUAUUUCUUACAGUAAAGAAUGGGAAGAACUAUUUGUAAACAACAAUUACUUGGCAACUAUACGGCUGAAGGGGAUUAAUGGGCAGCUGAGAAGCAGCAGGUUCCGUAGUGUUUGCUGGAAGUUGUUUCUGGAGGUUCUACCCCAAGACAGAAGUCAAUGGAUUAAAAACACUUCAGAAUUAAGAACUUCAUAUAAUAAGAUAAAAGAAAUCCACAUUACAAACCCUCGAAAAGCAGGACAGCAAGAUCUGAUAAUCAACAAUCCGCUCUCUCAGGAUGAGGGGAGUCUUUGGAAUAAAUUUUUCCAGGAUAAAGAGCUUCGAGCAAUGAUUGAACAAGAUGUAACAAGAACUUUUCCUGAAAUGCAGUAUUUCCAGCAAGAGAAUGUGAGGAAAAUUCUUACAGAUGUUCUGUUCUGCUAUGCCAGAGAAAAUGAGCAGUUGCUCUAUAAACAGGGUAUGCAUGAACUCUUAGCUCCCAUUGUCUUUAUCCUGCAUUGUGACCACCAAGCUUUUUCACACGCCAGUGAAGCUGCACAACCAAGUGAGGAAAUGAAAGUUCUUUUGAAUCCCGAAUAUCUGGAACACGAUGCCUAUGCAAUGUUCACACGUCUUAUGAAGACUGCAGAGCAUUGGUUUUCAACUUUUGAGCAUGACAGUCAGAAGGAGAAAGAUGCGAUGAUUACACCUAUGCCAUUUGCAAGGCCACAGGACUUAGGCCCAUCUAUUGCUAUUGUAACUAAAGUAAACCAAAUUCAGGAUCAGCUGCUGAAGAAACAUGAUAUUGAGCUGUACAUGCAUCUGAACCGACUGGAAAUUGCUCCACAGAUUUAUGGACUGAGGUGGGUAAGGCUCCUCUUUGGACGUGAAUUCCCACUUCAGGACCUUCUUGUUGUCUGGGACGCUCUAUUUGCUGACAGUAUCACCUUGAAUUUAGUUGACUACAUUUUUGUAGCCAUGUUGUUAUAUAUUAGAGAUGCCUUGAUAUCAAGUAAUUAUCAGACCUGUUUGGGACUUCUGAUGCAUUACCCUCCCAUUGGAGACGUUCACUCCCUUAUCCUAAGAGCACUUUUCCUUCGAGAUCCAAAGAAAAAUCCAAGACCAGUGACUCACCAGUUCCAACAAAAUUUAGAUUAUUACAAAGCGCGUGGAGCAGACUUGAUGAAUAAAACCCGUGCCAGUGCGAAGGCUGCCCCACUGAACAUCAACAAAGUCUCCAACAGCUUACUGAACUUUGGCCGAAAGCUGAUAGCUCCAGCCAUGGCUUCAGGUAGCACUGCAGGCCCCACUGCCGGGGCAGGCAGCUUCCCUCCAACAACAGGGCCUACCCGUGGGACAGCAGAAGCCCCCCAGUACCACCAGCACCAGGCACAGCAGCAAAGAAUGAUGAAGUCGGAAAGCAUGCCAGUCCAGCUGGGCAAAGGCGAUGCCCCCGCUGGCGAUGCUGCACUUCCCGGCCCCGCGCAGAACCCCACUGCGCUCCCAGGUCAAAGUUCAAAAAUCAGCUCAUCUCCAAGCAUAGAGAGCUUGCCUGGGGGACGGGAAUUUACAGGAUCUCCACCUUUGUCUGCAUCAAAAAAGGAUUCAUUUUUUAGCACCAUCUCCCGUUCUCGUUCCCAAAGCAAGACUAUGAGCAGAAAAGAGUCUGAGGAGGAAUUGGAGGCCCAAAUUUCAUUCCUACAAGGGCAGCUAAACGACUUGGAAGCCAUGUGCAAAUAUUGUGCAAAGAUGAUGAACACACAUCUUGGAAAUAUUCAGGAAGUCAUAUUACAAGAACACUUGGAAAAAGAAGAUGAAAUUCUGGUUUCCUUGGCUGGUUUGAAGCAGAUCAAAGAUAUUCUGAAGGGUUCCCUGCGUUUCAAUCAGAGCCAACUGGAAGCUGAAGAAAACGAGCAAAUCACAAUUGCAGAUGACCAUUACUGCUCCAACAGUCAGAACAAAGGGACUGGUGAUAUCCUAAAGGGACCUGUUAUGACAAAGCAACAGUUGAUCUCAGGACGACAGACUGCCACUGAUUCAAGCACUAGAGAGAGUAAGGGUGCUGAUGACUGUAUUUUGGUUUCCAAAGAAGAAGGAAGCAGAAGUGCUGUCCCAGAGCCCGCACAGUUGCUUCAGACAUUCAAGGAGUCAGCAGUGAAGCCAGAAGCUCCAUCUCGUCCUUUGGUAUUCUCUGACCCUCUGAUGGGCUCCAUCUCAGCCUCCUCCAGCAACCUGAGUUCCAGCCCUGAUGACAACAGUAGUAAUAACAGCAAAGAUUCUGACUUUGCUAUUGUAAGCCCUCUGGACAUCUAACUAAACUGACUGGGAGAAAUUAGAAGGCCAGCUGGUACACCUCAGCUCGGCUUCCAGUGGUUCCACAGGCUGGACGGUUCUUUGGAUUAGAAGGACAGAAAAUAGGUGAAGGUAAGGCAUUCAGCUGCCAAAAGCCUAGGUUAAAAAAAAAUACAUUUUUUGUUGCGACUCUUCAAAAAGAAUAUACAUCUUGUAAUGACUGCCUUAAGUAAAAACCCAGUAAACCUGGUUCUAAUAUACAGUUAUUCUUAGUUAUAGUCUGUCCUACUUAGGAGCUUUGUUACUAUAGAACUGUUGCUUUCUUGAAACAUAGAAUAGUAUGUGCUAGGUACAAUAAUGGAUUAGGAAAUGCUUAGGUACAUGACAUCAGACCUGAAGAGGCAAAGACAAACUAGAUUUAAUAUCGUCCUUCUGCAAAAUAUGCUAGACUGGGUUUUCUGAAUAGGCAAGGAUACUGUUUCUUCAGAGUCUGUGACUAGAGAAAUAGAGAAUGUAAAUCAGAAAAAUUAAAAGCAUCAUUCUGGCACUUGUUCUCAGUUGAGGAAUCCUAGUUUCUUUCUUUUCAUCCAGCAGUAGCCUGAGGUGUGUUAAAGGCACUGGUUUGUGUAAUAGUUCCUCAGCACUGUGUUAAAGUGAAUGUGUUACAAAUUCCUUGAGAAUGGGGACCUAUACAACAGAGCCUUACUUCCCUUUGCCUGCUAUUUUUCCCCUUGAGAAUUCUCAGCUCACCUCUUUCCCUCUUAGUAUCUGUGUGCUUUUACUCCCCUGGCAUGAAUUGAUUUUGAUUUUACUGAGAUUGCUACCAUCAAAGAGUAGGGAAAUUACAUUAUUUCAUAGCGUACACCUGAGCCAGUUGAUCUAAAAUUAUUUUGAAUAUGGUAAGUUAACAUGGAAGGGUGCAAAGUGAUAUGAAAUGUUCAUAAUUAAAAGCACUUUACAUCUCCUUGCUGUUAUCUUCUAUAUAUUCUGUUUACAUAUAUGCAUAUAUUAUUUCCACAUUACUAGUCAGAAAAAAAUACAUAGUAGUGCAGCAGCAUUAACCAACAGAAAGUUUUUAAUUAACCCUAAAACUUGUUCUUCUAUGGAAAAGCGUAUUUCUUUGCCAUCAAGUACUUAGUGCAUCUAAUAACAGUUCUUUUUAAAUAGGUAAGAUGGGGGUUCUUUGUA
Molecule: messenger RNA, 3978 nt
Organism: Phasianus colchicus (ring-necked pheasant)
Lineage: Eukaryota; Metazoa; Chordata; Aves; Galliformes; Phasianidae
Gene: TBC1D5
Product: TBC1 domain family member 5
Biological process (GO): activation of GTPase activity
Molecular function (GO): GTPase activator activity
Source: RefSeq, a predicted model, not a curated record